UCACGUGCACGCGGCGUGAUCCGAGCGAGAGGCAGCCGCGCGCGUUCCCGCUUUUUAUCGUCGGUCGAGCUGCCCGCGCGCCGCAAAAGGAAAAACAGCCUCCGCAUGGAAGCAAGCGCUGCCGCCGACUCCUCGAGUAGCUCAAAGAGUACGCGAAAAGAAAGCGCUCGCACGCAGCAGCCAUGGCACCGCCGGUACCUAAAAACGGCACGGACGCCGCCGACGAGGCGUCCUCGUCUAGUCGGCCCCGCAUCGUCCUUCCCUGGAGUUUGCGGCAACAGUGCCUGGACGAGGUGGGCCGAAGCGUGUGGCGCUGGAGCAAGAGCCUGGACGAGGAGUCCGAGCCACGCACCCCGACUACGCCCAUCGCCGACAACCCGUUCGCCGAAUGCCCGCUGCACGUCAGGCAAGACCUGCUGGAGUGCAUCCUGGACGACGAGGCACGCAGCCCGGCCGUGCGACGCGUAGCCGAGUUGCUGUUGGUCUGUGGCGUGGAGGCAUUCGACUUGAGCUGCCUCGAUGACUGCAGCAUUGCCGACCUGCAGUUCAUUCUCGCCCUGCUGCAGGAAAACGGCUCUUCCCUCUGCCAGCUGACCGUAUCGGGCCUCUGGAUGUACUCGCCGGAGAGCGAGGAAAUUGUCAAACGCCUCCUCACAUCGGCCCGCAACCUUCGUGUGCUGCGCAUUCAGGAGAUAUACAGGGACAAUUUGGAAGUUUUAGUUAGGUCAUGUCCAUUGCUGCAGCGUCUGGAGGUAAUGCAUCAUUCGAUAAACGCCGAGGACAUUGCUUCCGUGGCCCAAAUCGUUCAACGCGAAGGGCUGUCGAUCCAGCGCAGCCUCAUGGAAGUCCGUUUGCCGUCGUCCGUGAACGGCGAAGGCGUGAUCAGUCUGAUCGAGACGUUUCCUAACCUGCAAAUAAUACGCUGCGUCUACCUCGAGGCAGUGCUGGACAGUCUAGAUGUUAGGGCCAGCACGGGCAGUCGGGAAUGGUGGGUACGGAGACUCAGCCGUGUCCACGCGCUGCAAAGUGGCCAAUCCAUGGGAUCAGGAAGCGUUGAAAGGCUGGUCGCAUGGUUUCCAGGCUUGGAAGAAGUUGUACUGCACGUACAAGAGGACAUGAACGUGAGGGAAUUGGCUAAGUUGAAGCGCCUCCGCUCGCUGGAACUCAGGAACAGUCAAACAAUACCAUCUUCCUACACCGACGACGUGCUACCACUGCUGGCUUUAUGUGGGAAGCGGCUGUUACGCCUUGGGCUCGAACACUUCGACGUUGUUGACCUUGCGAGGACUGACAUCAUGUGCCCCGACCUAGAAUCCUUGUCACUGCGUUGGUUCAUCCUUCUGGGCUGCACAAGCCCUACGGUGAGCUCAAGGAUGGCCGCGGCGAGGCCGUUCCAGAACCUGAGGGAGCUGCGGCUCCGGCCCCGCGUUGGUCGCGCCGUACCGCGAGAGGCCUGCGAGCUUCUGCUGUCGCACUGCCAAAACAUCCGCCACUUGGAGCUUUUCAGCUGCACCGGGCUGACGGACUCGUUGGCCGCAGCCCUGUGCAAGCGCAACGGGUUCGCUAGUCUCAAGACAGUGCGGCUACGGCACGGCCACGGACUGACUGCCAAUGGACUGCAGUGCUUUCUUUCCAGAGCUUCCAAGCUUAAGUUCUGGAAUGCAGGCAAGAUCACGCGGAGAUCAUCUCUUAGCGACGAUGACGAAGACGUGGACGCGGGAGGUGACAUCGUCGGUGAUCACUGACGUGUUUCUGUGAUAAAAUGCCCCUUUUAAAUUACAGAACAUUGGAGUAAACGCCGCGUGAUAAGGCCUACCUACGCCGUAAAUUCAAUGCAAUUUUGUGCUUUGUAACAUUAUUUGUGUUGCUGUUUGUUUAUUGAUUGCGUGUUCUAUGUGUUUGUGAUCAAAUACUGAUUGUGUCCUGUGUACCUGUACGGCUAGCGGUCAUCUUUUUUUUUCGUUUGCGGCGUAUGUCGCCAAUGAACCUUUGUUUCUAGUCUCUGCCAAUCUUAACGAUUAUCAGAGAACUUUGGUGCAGGUUUUUUGCUAUGCAGCAACAAACCUGUAGCUUGAAAGCAAUGUGCACUAUUAUAGAUUGUUUUCCUUCGUUCAGUGGUGCGCCCGUUCGCUUCAUGGCUUCACGUAUUUGUGUUUUUGCUCGUCUUUUUUCGAAUGGCGCACAGCGUGCCACGGUGAUAAGGGCCACAUGUUUCUCGUGCCAAAUUGUUUAACGCUCUAUGUACAAACUUUAUCUGAUUUCAUUCCAAAGGCUUUUGUGUACGGACUGACGCAUCAUGCGGGGAACUUACUACAUCUACUAUCAUGAGUGUUGUUCCGUGCCUGUGAAAAUAAAUGAGCUUGAACCUUC
Molecule: messenger RNA, 2370 nt
Organism: Dermacentor albipictus
Lineage: Eukaryota; Metazoa; Arthropoda; Arachnida; Ixodida; Ixodidae
Source: RefSeq, a predicted model, not a curated record